GGGGCGCUGGUGUGCUAGAGCUCACGUAGAGGUCUGCAGUCGCCUCCUCUCCCGCGUUGCCGGGGCGGCGUGGAGGUUAUAAAAAGGCUUACUGGCUCCCUCUGCUGCCCAGUCGCGCCGCCAGCGGGCUGAGGGAAGGGAGCAGGGAGCCGGCCCGCGCGCAGGCAACCGGGCACCGAGGAACGCGCUGCCGUCCCGCUUCCCAGGUGUGUGAACCUGUAAAAUUAAGACUUCCAAGAUGAUCCGGUAUAUUUUAAUUGUAGGGAUUCUACUUCCCCAGUCUUUAGCCCAUCCAGGCUUUUUUACUUCAAUUGGUCAGAUGACUGACUUGAUCCAUACAGAGAAAGAUCUGGUGACUUCCUUGAAAGACUAUAUCAAGGCAGAAGAAGAUAAAUUAGAACAAAUAAAAAAAUGGGCCGAGAAGUUAGAUCGGCUAACUAGCACAGCAACAAAAGAUCCAGAAGGAUUUGUCGGGCACCCAGUAAAUGCAUUCAAGUUAAUGAAACGUCUGAACACUGAGUGGAGUGAGUUGGAAAAUCUGGUCCUUAAGGAUAUGUCAGAUGGCUUUAUCUCUAACCUAACCAUUCAGAGACAGUACUUCCCUAAUGAUGAAGAUCAGGUUGGGGCAGCUAAAGCUCUGUUGCGUCUCCAGGACACCUACAAUUUGGAUACAGAUACCAUCUCAAAGGGUAAUCUUCCAGGAGUCAAACACAAAUCUUUUCUAACAGUUGAGGACUGUUUUGAGUUGGGCAAAGUGGCCUAUACAGAAGCAGAUUAUUAUCAUACGGAACUGUGGAUGGAGCAAGCACUCAGGCAGCUGGACGAAGGCGAGGUUUCUACCAUCGAUAAAGUCUCUGUCCUAGAUUAUUUGAGCUAUGCGGUGUACCAGCAGGGAGACCUUGAUAAAGCACUUUUGCUCACAAAGCAGCUGCUUGAGCUAGAUCCUGAACAUCAGAGAGCUAAUGGUAACUUAAAAUAUUUUGAGUAUAUAAUGGCUAAAGAAAAAGAUUCCAAUAAGUCUGCUUCAGAUGACCAAUCUGAUCAGAAAACCACACUGAAGAAAAAAGGGGCUGCUGUGGAUUACCUGCCAGAGAGACAGAAGUACGAAAUGCUGUGCCGUGGGGAGGGUAUCAAAAUGACUCCUCGGAGACAGAAGAAACUCUUCUGCCGCUACCACGAUGGAAACAGGAAUCCUAAAUUUAUUCUGGCUCCGGCCAAACAGGAGGACGAAUGGGACAAGCCUCGAAUUAUUCGCUUCCAUGAUAUUAUUUCUGAUGCAGAAAUUGAAAUUGUCAAAGAUCUAGCAAAACCCAGGCUGAGCCGAGCUACAGUACAUGACCCUGAGACUGGAAAAUUGACCACAGCACAGUACAGAGUAUCUAAGAGUGCCUGGCUCUCUGGCCAUGAAAACCCUGUGGUGUCUCGAAUUAAUAUGAGAAUACAAGAUCUGACAGGACUGGAUGUUUCCACGGCCGAGGAACUACAGGUAGCAAAUUAUGGAGUGGGAGGACAGUAUGAACCCCAUUUUGAUUUUGCACGGAAAGAUGAACCAGAUGCUUUCAAAGAGCUGGGGACAGGAAAUAGAAUUGCUACAUGGCUGUUUUAUAUGAGUGAUGUGUCAGCAGGAGGAGCCACUGUUUUUCCUGAAGUAGGAGCUAGUGUUUGGCCCAAAAAGGGAACUGCUGUUUUCUGGUAUAACCUGUUUGCCAGUGGGGAGGGAGACUACAGCACACGACAUGCAGCAUGCCCCGUGCUGGUUGGAAACAAAUGGGUAUCCAAUAAGUGGCUCCAUGAACGUGGACAAGAAUUUCGAAGACCGUGCACCUUGUCAGAGUUGGAAUGACAGGCUUCUCCUCGCCUGCUGUGCUCGGCUGUGUCUGAUCCACAGCCCCAGUCUUACCUUUCAAGAGUUUACAGUUGACUAACAUGACACUCCGUGACCGAUUCAGCUAUGAGCCUCACCCCGUGUUUCAUCUGUGGACACUCACUAACUGUGGGUUUUUCUUUUAAGAGUAACACUAAGUCACCACAUUGUACAUGUAAAACCUUAAAGCUCGGUUGGUAUCACAGGACAAAGCAAGGCAGAGUCAAAAAUGAGGAAUUUUUACAUUUGUUAUAUUUUAAAGAACUCUUUGGUUAGAUGAACACGCUUUAAGCAUCCGACUGUGGCACAUCCCUGCGCCCUGGUGGGUGGGUGGGAAGAGGCGCCUCCGGUGUGUGCCCGGCGCUGCGGCCGCCCGGGAAUAGGCUCGGCCCAGCCUGGGCUGCACGCAGUGCGCCCCCGUCCACCUUCUAAGGUGGUUUCCCCUCCGAGGCCCCUUUUAAGAAGGGCUGUGUGUGACCAACCUCCUUUCCCGCCCAUCGCGCCUUUGUGGUGAAUUAAGUCUGUCUGAGGUAAAAUACAUUGAUUAAAAAAAUUUUUUUAACAGAAAGUGCCACAUAACAGAGCACUGGGGCUUCUUAACUAGAAAGAUCAUCACUUGGUGUCUGUCCCUUUUCCUAAAUGACCGGCGAUUCUGUCCGUCCAGUUCGAUGUUUUCCUUCGUGCUGACACCAUGCUGCUUAUUCUUGCCGCAGCAGGGUGGUGACGCUGGCUUUCUGAUUAAAUAAGCAUUGUGCCUUAGGAGACUGGAAAUUUAAAAAUGUACUUUUAAUUAUGAGACCUUUCAAUUAUGAGGGAGUUGAUUUUUUAAAAAAGGAACCUUUUUCCUAAAAAGCCAAAAUGUGUGUUUUUUUAAUUCUGAAAUGUGUUGUGACAACGAUGACCUAUUUAUGAUCUUAAAUCUUUUUAAAAAAAUAUUUGUUUACUGUGUGGUAUUUAUAUAUUUGAAUGUGCCUGCAUGCUAUACCCAUAAAAGGUUAUUUCUACCUGUUAUUUCUUUAGUAUGUAGGACUUGGUUUUCAUUCAUUCUAAUAGCUCAUUUUUUUUUAGAAGAAAAAUUUAGGCUCUCUGAACUCCCAGCUAUUAGCCAAAAUAUAUUUCCUUCAAAGGGAGCUCCACAACUUUCCUCUAUGGUUAUGGGGUUAUUACAAUAAUACGGGGGGGGGGGGGGUAUAAAGCUGUGAACCUAACAGUAUGUUAAUGACCCUUAGACUAACUUUCUACAGUUCUUAGUGAAUCCUAGUUCAUACAAGGGCUCUUUAUGUACAAUUUAAAUAUUUAAGAAGAAUUUGAUUGAUUCUCUGGGAAAGAAGGUAUUACUUUUACUAACUUAAAAACACACACAACUGUUUCUUUCCUCACCUACCCUUUUGUUCCACCACAACUAUUUUAGUAAGAAAUAUUGAGAAUUAAAUUCAGUACUUCAAAUUUUGUGGCCAUAGAUGAUUUAAAAAAAAAUUUUUUUUAGAAGGAAACAACAUUAAUUCAAAAAUACAGAAAUAAAAUAGGGGUUCAAAGGAUGGAAACCAACCUUUAUUGCCAUGUGUUUUGGCAAGUAGAAUAAAAAUAUCUAUUUCAGAAGGAAAUAACAUUCAACAUUCCAUAAUCUUACAGAUUUCCUCAUUAUAUUCGCCCCAAGCCCCAUCUGGGGAUUGGUAAUCUCUUUUCAGUGUUAGAUCUUACAGAACCCUACCCAAAUUUCAUAAUUACCCACUAUUUUUCUUUCCAAAUGAAAAGGAGAAAAAAAUUCCAGUAUAAAGCUUUGGGUCCAGUGGUCUUUGCAGUCCUUUUUUGUUUUGUUUAAUGGUGAACUUUGAAAUAAAUGAGGGCUAUCAUGGAAAAUUGGAAACUCUGGUUUCCUCACCAA
Miniopterus natalensis is the source of this 3749-nucleotide messenger RNA. Lineage: Eukaryota; Metazoa; Chordata; Mammalia; Chiroptera; Miniopteridae. The record is from RefSeq and is a predicted model, not a curated record.